GCGAUGGCGGAGCCGCAGACCGAGAUCGGGAACGAGGCUGAGAUAGACAUUCAAACUGAGGUCGAGCCCAAAAUAAAUAUCAGGACUAAGAACGAGAUAUAUAUCUAGACCCAGGCCAAGGCAGAGAUAGAUAUCUGGACCCAGGCCAAGGCCCAUUUAGACAUCGGGGCAUGUGCGAGUCCCAGGCGUUAAUGGCGGAGUCAGCGGCCACAGCCACAGGGAAUGCGGAGGAGAAACUACUAAGCCCAGGCCGAGAAGCCAAUUACCAGAAAUAUAUAAAAGAAGCCAAAGAAGCUACCAAAAAUGGAAAUCUGGAAGAGGCCCUUAAACUUUUCUAUUCAGCAAAAGAUGUUUUUCCCAAUGACAAGGUUCUGAGCCAAAUUCAGAAACUACAGGAAGCCCUGGAAGAGCUAUCGAUAAAAGGAGAUGAUGAAUUCGUUGACGUGUGCAACAGUGGCCUGAUGCUGUAUCGGGAACUGCAUGAUCGACUUUUUGAGCACCAGAAAGAAGGUGUGGCCUUUCUGUAUAGCCUAUAUAAAGAGAGAAGGAAAGGGGGUAUAUUGGCGGAUGAUAUGGGAUUGGGGAAAACUGUUCAGAUUCUUGCUUUCCUUUCCGCUAUGUUUGAUGCUGAACUUGUGAGGUUUGUCCUGCUGAUCAUGCCUACCAGUCUUAUCAGCACAUGGACCAAAGAAUUUGAUAAGUGGACCCCAGGAAUGAGAGUUGCAACCUUUCAUGGUUCUAGCAAGAAUGAACGUAUCAGAAAUCUAAAUAGGAUUCAGAGGAAGAAUGGGGUAGCUGUUACAACAUACCAAAUGUUGGUCAACAACUGGCAGCAACUUUCCCAGUUGGAUGGAAAAGAAUUUGUCUGGGACUACCUUAUACUUGAUGAAGCUCACAAAAUUAAAAGCUCUUCUACUAAGUCAUCAAUCGCUGCCCGAGCUAUCCCUGUGAAAAAUCGCAUCCUCCUUACAGGAACACCAAUUCAGAAUAAUUUGUAUGAGUUGUGGUCCCUCUUUGAUUUUGCUUGUCAGGGAUCCUUGCUAGGAACAUCUAAAACCUUUAAAAGUGAGUAUGAAAAUCCUAUUACUAGGGCCAGGGAGAAAGAUGCUACUCCAGGAGAGAAAGUCCUGGGGCUGAAAAUAUCUGAAAACUUAAUGACACUUAUAAAACCUUAUUUUCUCAGGAGGAUUAAAGAAGAUAUACAGAAGAAAAGUACCAAUAAACCUUUGAGCAACCUUCCUGAAAAGAAUCUAGAUGAUGACAUUAUCUAUGAAAUCCCUUCCCUUUCCAGGAAAAAUGAGUUAAUUAUUUGGGUGUAUUUAGUACCUUUGCAAGAAGAAAUAUAUAGGAAAUUUUUAUCCCUAAACCACAUCAAACAGUUAUUAACAGAAACACAUUCACCUUUGGCUGAGUUGACUGUCUUAAAGAAGUUAUGUGAUCAUCCAAGAUUACUGUCAGCCAGGGCUUGCAGUUUGUUAGGUCUCAAAGAAGGCAACUUCUCUGGUGAAGAUGAAAGUCAAAUGGCUCAUUCAAAUAUCCAGAUUGAUCAGGUACCUCAUGAAUCCCUAAUGCAAGAAUCAGGGAAAGUGAUAUUCCUUAUGGCUUUGCUUAAGAGAUUACAAGAUGAAGGUCACCAAACUCUGGUGUUUUCCCAAUCCAGAAAGCUUCUAGACAUCAUAGAGCACCUCUUAAAGAAAGAAAAUUUCAAGACUUUGCGUAUUGAUGGAACUAUUACUCAUCUUUCAGAAAGACAGAGACGAAUUGACUUAUUUCAACAGAGUCAAGAUGUAUCUGUUUUUCUCCUUACUUCCCAAGUAGGUGGAUUAGGUCUCACUUUAACUGCAGCAACUAGAGUGGUCAUUUUUGAUCCUAGCUGGAAUCCUGCUACUGAUGCACAAGCUGUAGAUAGAGUUUACAGAAUUGGGCAAAAAGAAAAUGUUGUGGUUUAUAGGUUGAUCAGCUGUGGUACAGUGGAGGAGAAAAUAUAUAGAAGACAAAUUUUCAAGGAUUCAUUAAUAAGACAAACAACUGGGGAUCAAAAAAACCCUGCUAGAUAUUUUAGCAAGCAAGAAUUAAGAGAGCUCUUUACAAUAGGGGAUUUUCAGAGUUCUGCAACACAGUUGCAACUACAUUCUUUGCAUGCUGGUCACAGAAAGACUGAUAAGAAAUUGGAAGAACAUAUUGCUUACCUCCACACUUUGGGCAUAGCAGGAAUUUCUGACCAUGAUUUGAUGUUUACACAUGAUGUGUCUGCUCCUGAAGAGUCUGAGGUAGGAGAAUCUCAGUAUAUUCAAGAGAGAGUUCAAAAGGCUCAACUUCUAGUUGCAUUAGAGUCUCAAAAUAAUGAGCUCUUACUAAAUAAUAACAGAACCAGAGUUGAGGAAACCCAAGUGAAAGAACCUGCCUCUUCCAAACCAAAGAAAAAAUGCUCUGAGUUUAAUGUUGUACAUCAUUUUUCACCACCUAUAAUUGUUGAUCUUACACAAAAAAACUUUCUCAAUUCUGGAAUGGCAAAUUUAAGUAUUAUUGAAGACAUACAUGGUCUCUCUGCCAGGAAUGUAGAUGUGUCUGUAAAACAAUCUGAUGUUCACACAUCAGAACAUAAAAUUGAUGAUGAACUUAUAACUACUUUUUCUAAUGAAGAGUACCAUGAAAUGGAAAUAUCAAAGACCAAUAAUCCUGAUGAUAGUAUUCAAGUUUUACUAGAUAACACUCAGGAAAGCAUAAAGCAGUUAGCUAUUGGAACAGCAAAAGUUGAUCUUGAGUCAAACUCAGAUCAAUUAACAAAUUAUGACAUUUUACUGCUUAUUAGUCCAGAAAAGUCUGUGGAAUUGAGUACUUCUCUCAUUAACUUAGCAGGCCCAGACCCAAGUGCAUUGGAGAAUUCUAGACCAAAUCAGGACAAGUUUGAAAAAGAAUCAUUAGCUUCUUCACUGCAGAAUGCUAGUGAUUUCAAUCUUUUCUUGGAAGACUCUCUAGAGAAUGUACAGAAUCAUUCCAAGCAGUCUUUAGAGUCCAUUGAAAGGGAAAAUAGCAUAUGGGAUUCAGCAGCUAAUCCUAAAGGACAGAGUAUCUUUGGGUAUCCACAGUUUGAGAAUCUCUCUGAUCAAGAAAGUGACCUGGAAGAUGAAAUAGUUCCUGUGAAAACAAGAUAUAAGACAAGGAGGAUUGUUUCAGAUGAUGAAGAUGAUUUUGUGACAGAAGGGAUAUUACCCCCUUUCCCAGACUCAUUACUAACACAAUUUAAUUCAACUCCCCAAAGCAAUAGAUCCCAAAAUGAAUUAUUUUCAUCUGAAAUAUGUAGCAGUGGAAAUAAUUCUGCAAUUUCUAGAAGAUCUCUGGCUUCAAGGAGAUCACUUAUUAAUGUGAUUUUAGACAAUGUUGAAAAUAUGGAAGAAGAUGCCAGUGAGUGUAAGGGUACAGACAAAUAUUUAGAAGAAGAAGAAUCAGCAGAAUAUAGUCAAGAGUCUGAACAUUCAGAAGAGGAACCUGUUGGAGAAACUUUAUUAUCCCUAAGUGAGAUGGGCUCUUUAUGCGUGUCUCAUUCAGACUUGGUGCAGAGUGCAUCUGGUGAAGAUUCACAAGAAACUACUGCACAUAACCCAAGUUCAGCUCCUAUGAUAGAUGAGUAUGAGGCUCUUGUUAAGUAUGGAAAGGAACUGAAAAAAAGUGGGAAAAUACAGGAAGCACUCAACUGUUUACUUAAAGCCCUUGAUUUAAAAAGUACUGAUCCAGAAGUUAUGCUCCUGACUUUAAAUUUAUAUAAGCAACUUAAUCAAACUUGAGAAUGUGAUUUGUUUGCUGUAUUUUAAAACCCAUUCACGAGUUAUCUAUACUUACUUUUCUAAUUCAGUUUCUCCUAAUUUUAAGAAGUGCUUUGAGAAAAUGAUAGAUUCUAGUAUAUUUAGGAUAACAAUUCAAAUAACAUGUUUAUGUUUCUUUUUUUUUUUUUUUUUGUGAACACUAAUUUCAUUUGUUACUCCCCUCAAUAUUGGUGGGGUGGGAGAUUGGAAUUUUUGCUGAUUAUUGCCAAGAGAGUCCAUAUAGGACAAUAUUGUUUUGUUUUUAAGUUCUUUUAAGUUUAACCCUUUCCUAAAAAAAAAAAAUCUCCUUGGAAGUUUGCAAUCUAGUUAGGAAAAUUAAAGUGAAUCUAAUUCAAUUAAAUAUUGUGUCCUCCUUGAAGUUGAUGAUAUUGGUAAGAGUGUAUCAAAGCAGCUUCUCAGUGGCAACCUGAACUUGAAAAGGCUGUAAUUCUAAAUGGGAGUGGGCAUUGCUGUUGCUGACACUUCACUGAUUUCUGAUUUGCUCAAUUUGUACUGAGGAUCAAAGGAACCGACACGUAAAACACUGUCCAAGCUGUUCCAAAAGUAAUGGUGUACUUCUGUUAAAUCUAAAAAUUACAAGAUUUAAAUUGAACUAGAAUCUAGUAUAAAUGCUAGCUCUUGUUAGAAAUUUUAACUUGAAACCAUCAACAUGCUUUGGAGUUUUCUUGAUAUCAGCAUUUUUUUUAACUACCCCAAGCUCUUCUUCCCAAAAUGAGUCCAAGUGGAUACUGGGCUAAUCUAGGGUUCAUUUCUACCAACUGCAGUCUACUCUGUUCAUCAUGAAGCCUUCCUUCCCAUUCUACCCACAAUCAUUCAUUAUGGGGGGGGGGGGAAUGAAUCUUUUAAUAUAUAAUUGUUCCCCAUCACUCAGAAAAAAGCAUCCCACUUGACAUCUUGCUCACUCCUCAUGCCCAAGAUCAAAGUUGGAAGGAGUUGAAUUCAGCCCCACAAUUAACAGACAGUGAGGUCCUGUGACUCAUCCAAAUUCA
Antechinus flavipes (yellow-footed antechinus) is the source of this 4813-nucleotide messenger RNA. RefSeq names its product DNA excision repair protein ERCC-6-like. The transcript has a single exon. NCBI's taxonomy places the organism in Eukaryota, Metazoa, Chordata, Mammalia, Dasyuromorphia, Dasyuridae. Gene Ontology annotation, molecular function: protein binding; ATP binding; ATP-dependent chromatin remodeler activity. Bases 171 to 3785 code for a protein of 1204 amino acids. The record is from RefSeq and is a predicted model, not a curated record.